Messenger RNA from Fusarium sp. VM40, 3798 nucleotides. Lineage: Eukaryota; Fungi; Ascomycota; Sordariomycetes; Hypocreales; Nectriaceae. The record is from the annotation of a GenBank genome assembly.
AUGGAUCAGUUCAACAAUACUAAAGACGUCCCAGAGAGACACGGGCUGUUUCUCCUGCACCCUCAACGUGAGACAUAUAACAUAGACGACUACCUAAUUGACAUCGUCGCCAUCCACGGCCUUGGGGGUCAUCCGUUCAAAACAUGGACCGAGAAAGAGGGGAGACAUCUGUGGCUGCGAGACUCACUACCAGGCCACAUUCCCCAAGCACGAAUAUUGACAUUCGGAUAUGACUCGACCGUAGUAUUCGGGAAGUCUCGGUCUCAAAUUCACGACUAUGCAAUUGAUCUCGCAAACCGCCUCGAAGCCUUUCGCCAGCAUCCUCAAGAACGAGAUCGCCCGCUAAUCUUCAUCUGCCACAGUCUGGGCGGCGUUGUUUUCAAGGAAUUCCUUGUCCAAGUGACGCUGAACAAGGACUCGUUUGGACAUGUCGCCAACAGCGUUGCGGGUGUUGUCUUUUUAGGUUGUCCUCAUCGUGGCUCUCGCGUUGCGUCGCAUGCACGCCUGCUAUCGAGAAUAAUUAACGCUGCGACACUAGGCUCUGGCGCCAGGUCUGAUUUAAUUAAGCUGCUUCAGGUUUCGUCUACAGAGCUGGAGGCAGUUUCUCGCCAUGCGACUUAUCCUCUGAAAUCCCUCAUAAUCAUUUCUUUUUAUGAGCAAGUGCCAACAGGGCCAAGCAUGGUUGUUGAACCCUUUUCAGCCAUCUUAGGUCUUCCAAACGAACGGGCUAUGCCUGUCAAUACAGACCAUCGUGGACUUGCUCACGUUUCACCCCGCAAACCUCAGCAAUAUCUCCCUGUCUGGUCAUCCGUCAAGGAGCUAGCCGAAAGCUGCUUGACUCCAAUACAAGCUGACAAUCGAAAGCUCCUGGAAGGCUUGUUUUGCUUCGACUCAAAGUCAGCCCAGAUGCGACCUCGCCAACCGCAACAUGGGACAUGCGAGUGGAUAUUUAGCCAUGCCAAAUAUCUGACCUGGUUUCAUUCUAACGAGCCUUCAAUGCUGCUGCUAACCGGGAAUGCUGGAUCUGGCAAAAGUGUUCUUGCACGCUGCGUCGCCGAACGGAUCCAAUCAGGCGGCGUGGACAGAGCGUCUGGUUCCGACUACCUCACAGCCAGUUACUUCUGCUCGUACGUUGAAGCUGCGCUGAACAGUCAAGAAGUUGUGUUGCGCACACUCUUGCAUCAACUUAUCCAACUCAAUCCACGGUGCGGAGCCCUUGUCCGCAACCGUCUCCUGAAACGAAUGAGGACAGGGGAAGAGAUUCUCGAUUUGGACGUUCGGAAAAUGUGGGAGACCCUACGAGAGGUUCUUUCCAUGCAGACUAUGAGCCAUGUGAUCGUAGUCAUAGAUGCCAUUGAGGAGCUUGGCGUCACUGUUGCAAAAGCUAUUCUCGGUGGACUGUGGAACAUCGCCGACUAUCUCCGCAGAACACAGCAGGACAAUCAUCUCCGAGUCUUUGUUUCAAGCCGCCCCAACCUUACACCAUCUAGCAAGGGGAUUUCAGGCCUGGAGAUUCUGCAUCUCGGUGACGUUGAUAUGAAGGCCGACAUCAAACUCUAUCUCUCAAGCUCGAUUAACGACCUCGAAGCUCAGAAUGCAAGUUUCAGCGCAUCCAUCACUCCUGACUUGCGCGAGAAGGUCAUUACUCAAAUUUCAAAAGCUGCAGGUAGCAUGUUCCUUGCAGCUGUGGUCACAUGGGAAGACUUCAAGAGAGGCCUGCUAUGGAACCAGGACGUCGUGGUACAGAAGUUGGAAAAGGUGGUCUCUAGUGGCAGUAGCAUGGGUUCGUUCUAUGACAGGCUAAUGGAAAAGAUCGACCCGUUCAUGCUCGACGAUGCUUUGUCAAUCUUCGCCAUCAUCUCUGCGGCAGCACGGCCCUUAUCCGAGACCGAGAUUGGGACAAUCCUGGGAAUCUGCCGAUCGGGGCGGCAUAUCACAAGAUCCACGGAUUUCGAGCCGUUCAGCAACCUGAAUACGAUAAUGGAAGACAGCUUCGAAGAUUUGAUCAUAGUUCAAGACGAUAACACGGUUACCUUUAUUCACCUGUCAUUCAAAGAUUAUCUCAUCAGCCAGGAGAGAUUCAAACGGGUGAUUCAAAAAGGGCGUCAGAGUAUCACCAAGGCGUGUCUGGUCUACCUGAAGCUACGUGACCUGCUCCAGAGUGCCGUAGAGAAGACAAAAUAUGACGAUCUAGCAAGUCGAUAUCCUCUUCUUCCCUACGCUACCAGUCAUUUCUACUGGCACAUCAACCAACUCCCAACCGAUGACCCUCUGUGGCUUUUAUUCGCCGACACGGCCGGGAAGUACAGUAUCUAUACCCUGGAAUCGAUGUGGCCAAUGCAUAGGUACUUUGAUGGAAGCCCUCUGCAACACAUUCUCUUCAGUAAUUCCAUCCCCGAUUCUUCAGCCUUGGGGCUGACCCGUAGAUUUCAUGAGCAUGGCUAUGAUUUAGAUGAGAAAUGGCGGCAUUCUUCUCGUGGCGCAAUACUAAGGAGCUGUUGUUACUAUGCUAAAACUGAAUCCAGCAAAGAGGCGGCUCUUUUGCUUCUGGAACUUGGAGCAAAUCCGAAUCUUCCCGAAAACUCUGACCGAACAAAUAUCGGGCACGCUCUCGAAAAUGGAGCCUGGAACUUGUACGACGCAUUAUUGAGUCACCCAAUGACGGAUCUCAGCGCUCGAAAUGUCCUUGGCGAGACCUUGCUACAUCAUCAGAUGCAAUUCGGGACGUUGGACAGAAUCGCCGAGCUUCUGGAUUUGAUUGACGAGGUGGAUCUGAACCCUCAAGACUGUGAAGGACGCACGCCGCUUCAUGUGGCGACUAUGCUAGAGAAGGAACACGCAGUACGAAUGCUCCUCGCCAGACCAGGCAUUCGACUCAACUUGGUGGACAAUAUGGGUCGGACGCCAUUGGCACUGGCUACCUACUGGGGUCGCAAUAAAAUGGCUCUGACACUCAUUGAGCACGCGGGGGCAUUUCCGCUAGCAAAAGAAGGUCAUCUCAGCGCCCUUGUCCUCGCAGCAAAGCGUGACGACAAGGAUAUUUGUAAUAAGUUGCUAGUGGCGUGCCAGUACCAGAACCUACGCUUCCACCAAGAUAUGUCAGGUAAAGGGAUAUUGCACCAUGCUGCCAUGAACGACUGGGACGACGUGAUAGAGACGUGUGUGCGUCGCGGUGGCCGGACAAUUGAUAUUGACCAGAUCGACCACUCGGGUCGCAGCGCUUUACACUAUGCUUCAAGCCUAGGCAAUAUUGCAAGUUGCCAGGCUCUCAUCAACGGUGGUGCAAGUCUCACCCUUCAAGAUCGUCUUGGCAGAACGGCAGCUCAAGCCACCGCCGACGCUGGCUUCAAAGAUGCACUCCUGCUGCUUCUAAAGAGCGGUCGAGUAGACCCUAAUCAGAAAGACAGUGAAAGGCGUAACUUGGUUCACUGGGCAGCUACAAUAGACUGUGUCGACGUCAUGGAGCUCAUCUCGCGGAUGCCGGCUGUCAAGUUGGACCAAAAAGACUGUCAUGGCAAAACACCAAUUGACAUCGCCUUUAUCUGCCAGUGCAAGUAUGUUGGCUUGUUUCUCGCUAGCAAGGUACCACAUCUCAACAUAUACUCAUGGGAUCUGAUAUACCGCGCUCCGAUUCUGAGUAGGGAGUCCAUAUAUCGUACAGAAGAACUCUAUACCACUUUCGAAAAUGAUCUAUUGAUGAGGAACGCGCAGCGACAACAAGCCGCACAUGAAGAGCACAAAGAAUUGCAAAAGCAGUACCCCCCGGAGCUCUGGGCCCUGAGGACGAUGGAGAUUUGA